Austrofundulus limnaeus is the source of this 801-nucleotide messenger RNA. RefSeq names its product la-related protein 1. Lineage: Eukaryota; Metazoa; Chordata; Actinopteri; Cyprinodontiformes; Rivulidae. The record is from RefSeq and is a predicted model, not a curated record.
GCAGAGUCAGUGUUUACAACAUGAGGACAGCAGACUGCACGAGCCCGUUGCAGGUAGCGUAGAGUUAAAAUUAGAGACAAAGUUGGUGGAGGUCGCUUUUUUUAAACAUUUCUUUUCUCGUCAAAGUUGGUAGAGCUCCAGAAGAACCGAGUUCGGGUUCGUAGCUUUGAAGCUAGCUAACUAUCGGCUCGAAAACAAACUAUUUUCGCUAAGGAGAAAACAUUAACUCGCUGGCUUCUGCAUGGUCCCGAGCAGCUAGCUAACAGUUAGCUGCAGGGGGCUAACUAGGCUAGCGAGGUCCAGCCCAAAAAAAAAAAGAAAAAAAAAAGGGGGAAAAAGAAAUUCUUUUUACCUCGGGUGGAUGUUGUCAUCCCCCUCGGCUUUUUUUUUUUUACUACUUUAGAAGAAAAGCGCGAGUUCACGCUGGAUUUUAAACCCCCGCUUUUUAGGAAACUAGCAUGUCCGCCGAGGUUGAGUGCAGUCCGGUCGACCCGGGUUUGACAGCCGGUAGCUUCAGCGGGGCGCAGGGGGAGAACCACCGCAGCGAGCCGGAGSAGGACCAGAAGCAGCGGGGUCCGGAGACCCGGCCGUCCGAACACGACCACAAACCCAAGGAGCGAAAAGAAAACGACAAGGAGAACGAAGAAGAAGYAYGAGGAGGAGGCAGCAGUGCUGACUCGGCUGUUCAGGUGGUGAAGAAGAAAGUUGUUGAAGCUCCUCCACCUAAAGUCAACCCCUGGACGAAGAGGACCGCAAACAAAAUACCUCCWAAUAAAAUCAUCUCCAGCUCCCAGGAGACAG